Naegleria gruberi is the source of this 684-nucleotide messenger RNA. RefSeq lists its product as uncharacterized. The record is from RefSeq and is a predicted model, not a curated record. The coding region runs from base 1 to 684 and encodes 227 amino acids. The transcript has a single exon. Lineage: Eukaryota; Heterolobosea; Eutetramitea; Acrasida; Naegleriidae. Gene Ontology annotation, molecular function: hydrolase activity, acting on acid anhydrides, in phosphorus-containing anhydrides; metal ion binding. Gene Ontology annotation, biological process: nucleoside phosphate metabolic process; ribose phosphate metabolic process.
AUGGACAAUAUAACCGACUAUCACAUUGAUACCAAUCUCGGAGCAGGAUCCAAAUGGAUUUCCCUACAGAGAAUUUACUACUCACAGAAUGGAGUUUCUAAAUCGUGGGAUAUGGCCAUCACGAAGGAUUCUGUUGCAGCCUUGUUGUAUCAUAGAGAGAGGGAAUGUUUCUUGUUGGUAAAACAAUUCCGACCACCUGUAUUCGUUCGACAAUUAAUGGAGGCUAAAACUGAAGAGGAAAAAACAAAUUUAAAAGCCAAGAUGAGUUUUGAAUUAUGUGCUGGUUUGUUGGAUAAGGAUGGCAAAUCACCAGUUGAAACAAUGCAAGCUGAGAUUUUGGAAGAAUGUGGAUAUCAAGUACCAUUGAAGGCGAUUGAACCAAUCACUAAUUAUUAUUCUGGAGCUGCAAAGAAUAAUGCAAUUCAACAUUUGUUUUAUGUGGAAGUGAUGGAGGAAUUGAGUGAAUCGACUGAUCCUGGAUUGAUUUCAAAGAAGGUUAGUGAAGGAGGAGGUUUGGAAUCUGAAGGUGAAAUGAUUGAUGUAAUAGAGUUGCCACUUGCAAAAGCAAAGGAGUUUAUGAUGGAUGAGGAAAUUGUUCGUUCUACUGGAAUAUUAUAUGCUAUUAGUUGGUGGUUUUUGGAAAAGGCAACUCCUGAACAAGUUGCUAAAUAUUACAAGAAGUAA